Phragmites australis (common reed) is the source of this 1585-nucleotide messenger RNA. RefSeq lists its product as uncharacterized. NCBI's taxonomy places the organism in Eukaryota, Viridiplantae, Streptophyta, Magnoliopsida, Poales, Poaceae. The record is from RefSeq and is a predicted model, not a curated record. The coding region runs from base 75 to 1235 and encodes 386 amino acids. The transcript is spliced from 9 exons.
GCGAGGCGAUCCGGACCGAUCUCCAAUUUCGCUGCCGACGCCGAGCUGUUUCGGCGGCUGCGAGAGAACGGGGGAUGAAGGGCGGAGGCGGCGGCGCGGCGGCGGUGCCGGGUGACUACAUCUACUUUAAGUCCGUCGUCCCGCUACACAAGAUCUCCAUUGGGUCGAAAUUGUGGAGGUACUAUGACUUUGGCCCCAAGGUUGUGCCGCCUCUUGUCUGCAUCCCAGGAAUUGCAGGGACGGCUGAUGUAUAUUAUAAACAGAUAAUGUCCCUUUGUAUGAAGGGUUAUCGAGUGAUAUCUAUUGAUGUUCCUCAAAUUUGGAAUCACCAUGAAUGGAUUCAUUCAUUUGAAAAGUUUCUGGACUCCAUGAACAUCCAUCAUGUUCAUAUUUACGGUACAUCUCUUGGUGGAUUUCUGGCACAAAUAUUUGCUCAACACCGUCCAAGGAGAGUAAAGUCAUUGGUCCUAUCAAAUACUUUCCUUGAGACACACAAGUUUGCUGCUGCCAUGCCAUGGUCUCCAGUUGUUAAUUGGACCCCUUCUUUCUUGCUGAAGCGAUAUCUCUUGACAGGAAUCCGAGAUGGUCCCCAUGAACCAUUCAUUGCAGACUCAGUAGAUUUUAUUGUGGGUCAGGUCGAGACAUUGUCAAGAGAUGACCUUUCAUCAAGGUUGAUGUUAAAUGUUAAUGUUGCAUCAGUUGGAUCAUUAAUGCUACGUGAUUCACUCAUCACUAUAAUGGAUACAAACGACUACUCUGCUGUUCCUCAGCUGUUGAAGGACCAAUUAAAUGAAAGAUACCCAGGUGCAAGGCGUGCUGUACUGAAGACUGGUGGUGAUUUUCCCUUCCUCUCACGUCCAGAUGAGGUUAAUUUGUACCUUCAGCUACAUUUGAGGCGGGUUGGUGUAGAACCAAGGCCAGAUCUGGUCCAAGGUUUCACACGAAAUGGCAGUGCUGGGAGCUCAAAGGAUCAGAAAGAUGGAGGGGACAGCUUUGAUGAUAGUCCUGGAGAUGAUGGCCACCAGGGUUCAGGUGGCCGUAACCGUGACACAGGGAAUUGUGGAUCAGAAUCACAUGAUUCUAAUGAGCCGAUACCAACAAGCACAAUGCUUGCUAAUACUGUACUAGUUUUAAGUUCCAUGAGAAAAUUGUGCGUAACACAGGGCUCGUGCUGUCAUCUAUCCCAGCGGAAUUGUGAUCGAACAACUGUCCCGCAUGGAAAUGACAUGUUCUGAAAGAAAAGGUGUACGAGAGUAGAUUGCGUACAAUGACCACCAGCCAUCACUGGAUAAACGAAGAAUACAAAAGACGUGGUAAUUUUUGUUUUCCCGUCAUGACUUUGUCACGAGUUUGUGACCAUAUGGUAACAGGAGAGAGAAACAAAUUGGAUGAAUUCUUUGCAGUUUGAGGAGACGAAAGGGGCACAACUGAUGUUAUGGAUGAAAACAUGUAUUUCAAUCUUGCAACAGAAAGGGCACAUGGGUUAUUUGAUAGGUCUAACUCAGACUAGGGAGUGGAAAAGCAAACUGCUGCUGAGUCAGCGUGUGAGGUGGCAAGCUAAGUCAUCCAAAGGUUGUAUUUGGCC